AGGGAAUCGGCGACAAGCAAGUUCAGGGGAGCCGUAAAGGGAGGAAAGGCCGUAAACAACCAAGUGAAAAUAAUUGAUAACAACCUGCGACGUAACUAGAACGGAAUUUUCCACCGUUGGCGGCCUGUUUCAAUGUCAAUUCUAGUCAGAAUCAUACGACGCAGCAUUGUCACCACCCACCAGCAACAACUGCGCAGGAUGUCCGGCCAAGAACGGAAGGGUCAAAGUGCGACCAUUGCCGUAGGCCAAAUGCGAUCCACCAGCGACAAAGCGGCAAAUCUCUGCCAGGUGAAGGAGCUGGUGUCGAGGGCCAAGUUGAAGAACGCAUGCAUGCUCUUCCUGCCCGAGUGCUGUGACUUUGUGGGCGAGAACCGCGCCCAAACUCUCGAGUUGUCAGAGAAACUAGAUGGCGAGCUGAUGAAGCAGUACCGCGAUCUUGCCAGGAGCAACGGGAUCUGGCUGUCCCUGGGCGGCGUGCACGAGCUGAACGACCAGGGAAAGAUCUACAAUGCGCACGUUCUGGUCAACGAGCAGGGGGAGCUGGCCGCGGUCUACAGGAAGAUCCACCUGUUCGAUGCCACAACCAAGGAGAUAAGCCUGCGGGAGUCAAACACCGUGACGCCGGGCGAGCGCCUGGAGCGACCAGUGAGUACGCCCACAGGCCAGGUUGGGCUCCAGAUCUGCUACGACCUUCGGUUUGCCGAGCCAGCGGUUCUGCUAAGGAAACUGGGUGCCCAGUUGCUCACAUACCCGGCCGCCUUCACCUACGCCACGGGCAAGGCGCACUGGGAGAUCCUGCUGCGGGCGAGGGCGAUUGAAACGCAGUGCUUCGUAGUAGCUGCCGCCCAGCAGGGUUGGCACAACGAGAAGCGGCAGAGUUGGGGCCACAGCAUGAUAGUCAGUCCCUGGGGAAAGGUGCUGGCCGAUUGCGGCGGCGAGCAGGAGCUGGAUAUCGGCACAGCAGAUGUAGAUGUGUCAACACUGAAGGCCCUGUAUCAGAGCAUGCCCAGCUUUGAGCACCGGCGACACGAUCUCUACAGCCUAACGGCCUACAACGUUCGCAGCAACGAGCCUGCGCACGACCGGGCUUUUGCCAACAACAUAGUGGACAAACGCACUAUUUUCUACGAGUCCGAGCAUUGCUUUGCCUUUACCAACCUACGCUGCGUGGUCAAAGGUCAUGUUCUGGUCUCAACCAAGCGAGUAACUCCGCGGCUCUGCGGUCUCGACUGCGCCGAGAUGGCGGAUAUGUUUGCGACGGUAUGCAUGGUGCAGCGGCUGCUGGAGAGGAUUUACCAGACCACUUCCGCCACUGUAACGGUGCAGGACGGAGCCCAGGCUGGGCAAACCGUGCCCCACGUUCACUUCCACGUUAUGCCGCGCCGCAUCGGAGACUUUGGCCACAAUGAUCAGAUAUACGUGAAACUGGACGAAUGCGCCGAGGAAAAACCACCCCGCACAAUCCAGGAGAGGAUCGAGGAGGCGCAAGUGUACCGAAAGUUCCUGCUGGACAGUAGCUAACUUCUAGUUUCGGCCCUUCCAUCUGCCAUUUGAUUAUUACAACAAUAAAGGCCCGUCGAUCGCCCAAGACUGAAACAGA
Messenger RNA from Drosophila elegans, 1600 nucleotides. It is a transcript of the gene NitFhit, whose product is annotated as nitrilase and fragile histidine triad fusion protein NitFhit. The record is from RefSeq and is a predicted model, not a curated record. NCBI's taxonomy places the organism in Eukaryota, Metazoa, Arthropoda, Insecta, Diptera, Drosophilidae. The transcript has a single exon. The coding region runs from base 133 to 1521 and encodes 462 amino acids. Gene Ontology annotation, biological process: nucleobase-containing compound metabolic process. Gene Ontology annotation, molecular function: bis(5'-adenosyl)-triphosphatase activity; hydrolase activity, acting on carbon-nitrogen (but not peptide) bonds, in linear amides.